Carassius auratus (goldfish) is the source of this 4262-nucleotide messenger RNA. It is a transcript of the gene synpo, whose product is annotated as synaptopodin. The coding region runs from base 1199 to 4060 and encodes 953 amino acids. The transcript has 4 exons. NCBI's taxonomy places the organism in Eukaryota, Metazoa, Chordata, Actinopteri, Cypriniformes, Cyprinidae. Gene Ontology annotation, cellular component: nucleus; actin cytoskeleton; Z disc. Gene Ontology annotation, molecular function: actin binding. The record is from RefSeq and is a predicted model, not a curated record. Gene Ontology annotation, biological process: positive regulation of actin filament bundle assembly.
GCUGCUGGAGAGAAAGAGAAAGCGAGAGCGAUAGCAUAACUCCAUGUGAGACAGGGGGAGGAGAACGCAAGGAGGACCUGAAAAGGGGCUGUACAAACUAGCCAUAACAUACACACACCGAAGCACUUUGGAGUACAGGAAGCAGCAGUUGAGAGGAAGAUCACUGACUCAUUGUACCCUGGCAGCAGUGGAGGUUCAUCCAGUGUCCUUUCAUUUCAACUACACAACUAGAGGUUAAGACAUUAAGCCUUGUCUGGAUAUGCCAUAUACUUGCCCGAGGAGUCUUUUUGUAUCUAAUCUGAAACAAGCAAAUUAACUAUGCCACUGUGAUGGUGGGUUUGAGAUCAUAUCACUGGGCUUAAGCCACCCAGAGAGAGACUCGAUCAGUAAUACAGGGAUAAAGAAUGAAAACUAUAGAAACCAUUUGUUUAAAAUCCAAACAUAUGUACCGAGCACAAUAAUGCCUUGCUUGAAAGUUUAGUGAUUACAAUAGCCGCAGUCAGAACAUUUGGACAACCUUUCAGCUGAAUGUGUUUUUCAUGUGCUAAUGAAACGACAGGAAAGCACCUAACACUCCCCUUCAUGUUAACAUUGUUGAAACAUUUUAAGAGCAAGGGCCACGCGUGCCUUUAAAGAAACAGCCAGCCUCGGGGAGAUUGCAAUAAACUCGAGGGACAUGUUUUGGUGACUUUGACUCAAAAAAACAACAACAACAAAAAAAAAGAAUAUCUGGAUAUGACAUCGAAAACGGACACAAAUAGAACCGAGGAUAGACUUCCAGCCUUUGCCGCAUUGCCAAGGAGUAUAUCCAAGUUGUUGGCACUUUUCCAUGGGAAGUGAUCCAGAGUGCAUUGAGAAGUAUCUCCAGGGAGGUCUUGUUAGAGUUUGAAAAAUAUUGUGUGGAUUGAAAGCAAAAGUAAAUUUUUCAGCUCAUCUCUGGGCGGUAGCGUGUCUACUCCGAAGGAUUACUGUGAAGAAAAUGUCCAGAAAAAAUGUAGAGCUUUAGUUUAACUUUGAUCCUGAUUGUUUCUUCACAAUUCGGGAAAAAUAAAACAGUCAGUGGAUCCUGAAACCACCUCUUACAAGCCAAACUUACAGCUCAGCUGAGAAAAAGAACGCUUUUGUCAUACCCAAGCAAGCGUGCCGGCAAACAGGGUGCUCGGCGAAAGAAGAGCGUAUCUUAGGCAAAGACGAAGUGAUGCAGGCUGGGAUGGAGUGCAAGCAUGAGCCUGCUAGAAGAGGGGACUGCCGCGGUGGGCCUACCACUACAACACCCUCCACCCUCAACAAGACAGGAGCAAACACAUCCCUACAGAGGCACAGUACUAACAUCUUGGAGGAGGAUGACCACAGCGGGGUCAAAGCAAUGCCAGGCUUGACGUCCUGCCAGAUGGAGCGGAAAACAAACCUCAGCAGAAGUACCAGUUUGUCAGAGAAGGAGCUGAAGGAGGCACGGACCAAGAGUCAGAUCAUUGCUGCUCAGCUCCAGGCCAAUUCCAACUCUAAAGGCGUCCAACUUUUCAACCGGCGCAGACAGAGAGUAAAUGCUUUCACACUUGUAAGCGUCGGAGGAGGGGGAGUGGAGGCAUCCAAGAAUGUAAUUGACUCAUCUUUUGAAAGUCCACGGCCGUGGGACAAACAUCACUCGACUGAGGACCAGGACAAAGAGUUGAAUCGUAGAAACCUCACGUGGACGGCUGGCAGGAUCUGCAGUACUGGGAGUGACAUGGAAGAUGCUUGUGAGGUUACACGGGAGGAUGUAGCAGAAGAAAGCCAAGACAGACACUUUCUCCCUGUGAAUGAGAAGGAUGAGGAGCUCUCAGAAGACCUCACAGAGCAUGUGAAGGAUGAGGUUAGUCUUAGAAGUGAUAAUACCCCUUCUGUUAUGGACAGGACUGGUCAAGAUGAAGCAGUAGACAAAGGAGCACACAAUAAAGAAAUCCCAAAUGGAUACAGUGUACAAUGCAAUGGAAAAGCAGAUAAGACAGUGACUAAACAGCCCACCAUCAUGAACAGAACAGCUCGCCCAUUUUUCUCCCCAACAGUAGGAUCCUCUGAAGUUACAAGUCCAGUCAUGAACAUACCUCCAGCCCCAACUUAUGACUCUACAACACAAAUUGAACCUUCAACUCACCUAGUGCACCCAAGACCUGUUUUCUCUCCACCUCCACCUCCACCUUCAUAUCCAACUCCUCCUCUCCCCAGCUACUCCAGUCCUCCUCCACCUAACACAGCCCAUGCUCCCUCUCCUCAUCCUUCUUCUUACUACAUCCGCCCAUAUGCCCCCAGGCCUACAUUUGUCCCUAACCUCUUGAGUGAAAAGAGAUCCAUCACUCCCAUCAGAUCGGGCAUCCUUGAGGAGGGCCAGGCUCGCCGAGCGACCCGCAAGUCGAUGUUCACAUUUCAGGAGAAGCCAAAAGUGGCUCCGAAUCCCGAACUCCUGUCCAUGGUGCAGUGUGCAGAUGAAAAGAAGAAAAAACCCCAGCCAGAUGCAGGGCAGGAAGAGGAGUUGCUGGCUCUCGGGGCUGAAGCCUCAAACUUCUUGGCCGAGGAUGAGGAUAUUCACGAGGAAGCUGCAGUGCCGGAGUGGGCCUCGAGUUUGAAAAGCUCCAGAACACGUUCCAGGACAGAGCACAAGCCGGAGCAAGCCCUGACCGAUGCUUCAGGAAAAGGAGCUGAACUGUUUGCCAAACGCCAGUCGAGGAUGGAAAGGUAUGUCCAUGACAGCAAGGACCCGAGAUCUCUCUCUCCUACCAUGUCCUUGCCUCCUUCGUGGGUGUAUCCAUCCAACAUGCCCGGUCGAGUGAAGGCCAUAGUAAACUCCUCCAAUAUAAGUACACAAAUUUCAAAAACACUUCAAGCUCAACAGACAACUCAGAAAAAGAUUGUCCCUGCCAAAACGCCAGUACCUGUUCCGGCUCCACCUCCGGAAAUACCCUUGGAGAAUGGCUGCACUAAAAUCGAGAUGGAGCUGUCCAAACAUCAGCCCUACCAGCUCAACUCAUCCCUCUUCAUCUUUAACCCAAUGAAAGAUCCCUACAGCACUCUUCCCAGAGCCGCCCCAGCUCCUAAAUCUGUUGUGACCGCUCACUCCUUCUCCAGACAAUCAUCCCUUCCAACAAGCCCGUUGCCAUCACCGUACAGCCCAUCUGCCGCCUGUCGGUCAGCCCAUUGCUUUUCGCCUCCUCUUAAUCCCAUCACAGCAGGCAGUGUCAGUUCCCCAGUGUCAUCUUUAGCUCCGGAACGUGUGGCUUCACCUCGCUCUGGCGUCCAAGCUCCACGUCCUACGUUCUCCACCAAAAAAGCUGGUAUCAGCCCACAGGAGGAAACCCCGGCACCAAUCAAUAGCCCUGACUCCACCACCCCAACUUCCAGGACGCCCAACUUCACUAGACGCAUCACAGGCCCUGAGGUGCCGUCCAGCACUGUCUGGUCCCCCAGCAGCCCUCUAGUGACCUCUACAUCAUCCAGCCCAAUCUACAAGCCCACACCCAUCUCCCACUCACCCCGACCCAUCCACAAGCCCGUCACAACCUGCCCUUCCCCAAGCGCUCUCCGCAAGCCCAUUGCAACCACUGCAUCUCCGGGUACCAUCUUCAAGCCGAGCGCCCCCUCUCCUGUGUCUCCACAAUGGGAACCGAGGUGCCAGUCCCCAGCUGUCAGCCAGGACACCAAAGCCAACCACCGCAUUUUGGCCAAAAACAUCAUCAAUGCGGCCAAGCGGAAAAACAGCCCAUCUCCCGGGGCACUGAGCAGCCGCAGUCUACCCAUCUCCCCUGUGAGCGGCAGGAUCGUGCCUUACGAACAAAAAACAGUCAGUCCAUUUCAGCCACGGAUGCUGGGGGCUCAAUCGCCCACCCUUACCAGUCCCUCUCCCACCCGCAUGAUCCACUCUCCGGUGCAGUUGUACAACACCCGCUCGCUGACUGACUCUGAUGUCUCUGUCGAGUCUGAGGAUUCAGGUCUGCGCUCUCCUGGAGUGCGCAGCUACAAUACCUGUCCCCGCGGCUGGACCGGCAGUCUGCAGGUGAAGAGGGGAGGCAUGCCUGAAGAUCUGUAGGAAGGACUUAGGGAUGAUUUAUACUUCAGCCUGAUUUCGUUGUAGACCAAAGUGUCCCUUAAUUAUUGAAUGUAAAGCAUUAUGGAUUUUUCAGUACAUUGCAUAUAGUACAUAUGUCACUAUGUUGACUGUGUGAUGGAAUCUGUUCGUGUUAAAGAAAUACAUUGUCGUUCAAAAGUUUGGGUCAGUAAGUUGUUGUUGA